Messenger RNA from Oryza brachyantha (malo sina), 3168 nucleotides. Its product is annotated as putative disease resistance protein RGA3. NCBI's taxonomy places the organism in Eukaryota, Viridiplantae, Streptophyta, Magnoliopsida, Poales, Poaceae. The record is from RefSeq and is a predicted model, not a curated record. Gene Ontology annotation, biological process: defense response to other organism. The transcript has a single exon. Bases 1 to 3168 code for a protein of 1055 amino acids. Gene Ontology annotation, molecular function: ADP binding.
AUGGUAGGCAGCGGCCUCAUAUCGUCUCUGAAAAGGUUAGUCAUUCCUGAUGGCAGCAUGAGGAGGCUGGAGGAAGUCAGGCAAACGCUGGACGAGCUCUGCAAUACUUUUGUGGAGCUCAAGAAAGAGGACGACGCCGCCAGCUGCCAGCAGUCAUCAGGAGAUCACGCGGGCCCUGAGACUAGCUCGUACCUUCCACCUGAUGCCAAAGUGUUCGGCCGAGAUGAUGUCCGGGAGCUCAUCCUCACCAUGAUUCUGGACUCCUUCGUCAACGAUGGCGAGGCAUCGGCUGAGUCCAGUAGCACGGGAGCCAAGCGAGGUGCUGGAAUGCGCCAAGACGACCAUGGCACCGGUGUUCUGCCCAUAGCCGGCAUGAGCGGGGUAGGGAAGACAACGCUUGCCCAGGUCAUCUACAAUCACCCAAAUAUCGAGAAGCAUUUUCCACAAAGAGCCUGGGUCUAUGUUUCAGAGCAUUUCAGCUUCAAAAGAACGCUGCAAGAGAUCCUGCGUUCUCUACAAGGAAAUGAUUCUUCAUCUUUCUCUUUCAACAGUGAGGACAGGUUGGAAACCGUUGUAACCAAGCUUCGCGAGGCCAUCCAUCAAGAUGAGAGAUUGUUUCUGGUGCUAGACAAUGUCUGGGAUAAUAUGUGCAAGUACCGGCAAGAUCUACUGGAUGCAAUUUAUGUUCAACAAAAACGGGGAAGUGUGGUUCUUAUCACCACGCAAAGCCAAAAUGUUGCACAAAAUCUAGGAACCAUGCGCACCAUACUUCUACGUACUUUGCCAUGGGACAGUUUCUGGCCUCUCUUUCAGUAUCAUGCAUUUGGCACCGUGCAGGAUGACCAAGACAGCAACCAAAGGCUCCUCGACUUUGCUCAAGAAAUAGCAAAGAAGCUAGAUGGAUCACCACUAGCAGCAAAGGUAAUAGGAUAUCUUUUGAGAUCCAGAGUCGACGAGGACAAGUGGAGAAGGAUUGCUGAGAGUGAGUGGUGGAGAGUCGAUGAAGUUGUGAAGAACAUUCUUCCCUACCUCAGAGUCAGUUAUCAGCAGCUAUCACCAAGGCAACGGCAAUGCUUUGCUUAUUGUUCCAUAUUUCCAACAAAUUAUCUGUUUGAUAGGGAUAGGUUGGUUCAGAUGUGGAUGGCACAUGAUUUCAUUGAGGAUAUCAACGGAGAUGGCCGACGGUUGGAAGAUGUAGGGAGGGAUUGGUUCGACAAACUUGUGGCAAUGUCAUUGUUCCAGCCGACACUUGACAAGAACAAGUAUGUCAUGCAUGAUUUGGUUCGUGCUUUGGCAAUUGCUGUUUCUACUAACCAAUGCUUUGUCCACCGUAGUGAGAGUUCAGUAGCCACACCUAACAUUCGUCACCUGGCAUUGCAAGCUGACACUGUUGGAGAAAACUUUGCUGAUCUGCACAAGUACAAAAAUCUGCGCACUCUGUUAAUCUUUGCCAAUAUAGAGAGUGAUGCAUUCUUUACUUGUCUUGACAAAAUGCUUGAAAACUCAAGAUGUCUCCGUGUGUUGGACCUAUCAUAUCUGGAAGCUCAAGGGAAGGAAUGGCCCAAAGCUGGUAGUAUAAAAAAGCUGCAGUUCCUCGAUCUCUCAUAUACAAGGAUCCAAAGAUUGAGAGAUUUCCCUCGCAGGCUACAAGUUUUGCAACUUCGUGGUUAUGGUUCUGGUUCUUUACCACAAAGCAUAGUUAAGUUGUCCGAGUUACGCCAUCUGUAUGUAGAUGAUUCGGCACUCCUUUUCAUCUCUAGCAUCGGGCAACUGACGAAGAUGGAAGAAUUGGAGAUGUUCAGUGUUAGAAAGGGAAAAGGGUUCAUGAUAAAUGAACUGAGGAACUUGCAAGAGCUGAGAGGACAAAUUUGCAUCCGUGGCAUCCACAACGUGAGGAGCAAGGACGAGGCAAUGGAAGCCAGGCUGAUGGAGAAGAAGCAUCUAAAAGGAUUGGCGCUGGAAGGGACAAGGGUGCCAAAGGUUGUGCUUGAAGGACUCCAACCACACCCAGGCACCCAGGAGCUGAAAAUCAGGGGGUAUGGGGGGGCAGAGUUUCCUAGCUGGAUGAUGCAGCCCAUUCCCAUUGCAGGCUUGGCCAAUCUUUUGUGUGUGCAACUGUCAAAGUGCCUCUCGUUAGUUGAUCUUCCACCAUUUGGUAGCCUUCCUUGUCUAAAGUUUCUCAGCCUAGAAAUCUUGCCAUCCCUGAAGAGCGUCGACGGCUCAUCCUUUGGUGAAUUCCCAUCUCUGGAGGAGCUGAAAGUUUCGUAUUUGGAAGCAUGGGAGGAGUGGUCAGUUGGCGUGGCAGGUGCCGAAGAUGGUCAGCACCGGCAGCAGUUCCUUCCUCGUAUCAAAGUGCUCCAUCUUACCGAUUGCUCCUCACUCAAGGAAGUGCCGCGGCUGUCAUCCAUGUCCACGUUGUCUGAGCUAGAAAUCUCAAGAUGUGGGGAAUAUGUAAAAAGGCUACCCAGCUGCACACGAGUCUUGGCAUCUCUCAGAUCCUUGAAGAUUUCCCAAUGCGACCAUCGGGUCUCCAUAUCCGCGCAUCAGCUCAAGUCUCUUGAGAACCUGGAGCUCAUGUGCUGCAAAGGGCUACGCCUGACAGACAGAUUCCGAUGCUUCACAAACUUGAGGACUGCCAAAGUGUUGAGCUGUCCGGAACUCUUAAGCGAGAUUUGCGGAGAUCAGGAGGAAGAGCAUCUGCACGAGGAGGAGCACUGUGCACAUCUCCUUGCUCGCCUAUCAACUGACAAGAGCUUAAUAACAGGGAAUUACAUCCAGACGCUGGGAAGGCUUCCAUCACUGCGUGACUUGUUUAUCUAUGACCUGGACAACCGCCAAGCCUUCUCAGAGGGGCAGAUGGACACAUGGUUUCAGCAUCUGACAUCUCUCGAGUCACUCUAUUUUGCGCAUUGCAGAGCACUGGAGCAGAUUCCCGCCACACUAGCUGGGCUUUCCUCCAUGAGCCGGCUUAUUGUACAUGCUUGCCACAAUAUACAAUCCGUGCCGGCGGGUGUUCUGCCCCGGGGACUUGACUCCUUUAUGUUCGUAGACAUUGGUCACUUGGCAUCUCGUAUCAACUCUCAUCAAGCCGUUGAUUGGCCAAAUAUUGCUCAUGUUCCCUACAUUGACGUUGACAGUGAGGUGAUUCAGAAUCUAGGAAACAAGUGA